Molecule: messenger RNA, 2571 nt
Organism: Chelonoidis abingdonii (Abingdon island giant tortoise)
Lineage: Eukaryota; Metazoa; Chordata; Testudines; Testudinidae
Gene: WASF1
Product: WASP family member 1
Biological process (GO): positive regulation of Arp2/3 complex-mediated actin nucleation; actin cytoskeleton organization
Cellular component (GO): SCAR complex; cytoskeleton; lamellipodium
Molecular function (GO): Arp2/3 complex binding; protein kinase A regulatory subunit binding; actin binding
Source: RefSeq, a predicted model, not a curated record
GAAUAUCUUCUCUAAGCCAGCCAGGUUUUGUCUGGGGUUACAUUACAUUUCUUAGCUGCUGCGAAGUUCAGAAGCUUCAGUAGAAGAAUGAGUACAAGGAGCCAUCAGAUUCUUCUUGGUUAAGACCAUAACAAUAAAACUGGGCAUAUAUGUGCAAUAUGUCUCUAGGUGUGCUAGCCCUCUGAUAUCUCAAAAUGCCAUUAGUGAAAAGAAACAUAGACCCCAGGCACCUGUGUCACACAGCACUGCCCAGAGGCAUCAAGAAUGAAUUGGAAUGUGUCACCAAUAUCUCGUUGGCAAAUAUAAUUAGACAACUGAGUAGUCUAAGUAAAUAUGCGGAAGAUAUAUUUGGUGAGCUUUUCAAUGAAGCACACAGUUUCUCCUUCAGGGUUAACUCCUUACAAGAACGUGUGGACCGUUUAUCUGUCAGUGUUACACAACUUGACCCAAAGGAAGAAGAAUUGUCAUUGCAGGAUAUUACAAUGAGAAAAGCUUUCCGGAGUUCCACAAUUCAAGAUCAGCAGCUGUUUGACCGCAAGACUCUGCCUAUUCCUUUGCAGGAGACUUAUGACACUUGUGAACAACCUCCCCCACUCAACAUACUCACCCCUUACAGAGAUGACGGAAAAGAAGGUUUGAAGUUUUACACCAAUCCUUCAUAUUUCUUUGAUCUAUGGAAAGAAAAGAUGUUGCAGGACACCGAGGACAAGAGAAAGGAAAAGAGAAAGCAGAAGCAGAAGAAUCUAGAUCGCCCUCAUGAACCGGAAAAAGUGCCCAGGGCGCCUCACGACAGACGGCGAGAGUGGCAGAAGUUAGCCCAAGGUCCAGAGCUUGCCGAAGAUGACGCUAAUCUCUUACAUAAGCACAUUGAAGUUGCUAAUGGCCCAGCCUCGCAUUUCGACUCAAGACCUCAGCCAUAUGUGGAUCAUAUGGAUGGAUCCUACUCCCUUUCUGCAUUACCUUAUAGUCAGAUGACUGAACUUUUGAGCAGAGCUGAGGAGCGAGUGUUGGUCAGACCACAUGAGCCACCACCCCCUCCACCAAUGCAUGGUGCAGGGGAUGUGAAACCCAUACCUCCUUGUAUUAGCUCCACCACAGGUUUGAUAGAAAAUCGUCCUCAGUCACCAGCAACAGGCAGGACACCAGUGUUUGUGAGCCCCACACCCCCCCCUCCUCCUCCUCCUCUUCCAUCUGCUUUGUCCACUUCUUCAUUGAGAGCUGCAAUGACUUCCACCCCUCCUCCACCCAUACCUCCACCACCACCACCUCCAGCAGCUGUUUUGCAAGCACCAGCAGUGCCACCUCCACCAGCUCCUCUCCAGAUUGCUCCUGGAGUUCUUCAUCCAGCUCCUCCUCCAAUUGCACCACCUCUAGCACAGCCCUCUCCUCCAGUCACUAGAGCUGCCCAAGUAUGUGAAACUGUACCAGUUCAGCCAGUUCCACAAGCUGAAGUGCAAGGACUUCCUCCUCCCCCUCCACCUCCUCCACUGCCUCCCCCUGGCAUUCGACCCUCAUCUCCUGUCUCAGUUGCCACCCUCUCUCAUCCUCCCACAACCAUUGUUCCUGGCCCUCAUGCUCCACUAAUGCCUCCAUCUCCACCAUCCCAAGUGAUUCCUGCUCCUGAACCCAAACGCCACCCAUCAACUCUACCUGUAAUCAGCGAUGCCAGAAGUGUUCUACUGGAAGCAAUACGAAAAGGUAUUCAGCUACGCAAAGUCGAAGAGCAGCGUGAACAAGAAGCUAAACAUGAGCGCAUUGAGAAUGAUGUUGCCACUAUAUUGUCUCGCCGCAUUGCUGUGGAAUACAGUGACUCAGAAGAUGAUUCAGAGUUUGAUGAAGUGGAUUGGUUGGAGUAGAAUAGAUACAUUGAUAUACACUGAAUGCUAAUGUCCAUUGUGGUGAUUGUUCUUUGAAAACAUUUGAUGGUCAUUUCUAGUGGGUUUUGUAUUUUUUUUCUUUACACUACGCAUCAUUAAUCCAUGUUUUUCUACUUUUCCGUUUUCUUGUAAACUACUAGCACAUCUUUGAAACUAAAUGUUUUACAGUGGCUUUUCUUUUCUUGAAAGAACAUAUUUUGUUCCAGUAGACCACUAAGUAUUAAGCAUGGGCAGCUGUUGGUAGAGUAGCAGUUUCAAUAUUUUGGCAUAUCUUAACUGUGCACUUUGUGAAUUUUAAGUUAAUGAAGGUAACUGAGAUUGAAAUUCCAAGGGCAGCUGUAUGUACUAAUGAGCCUUAUUCCAUUUUUGAUAAAUGUUUUUAAAAACCUAGCUAUCAAAAUAUACAUCUGUACACUAAGAAGAUACAUAUAGUUAGCAGCACUGAACACAAUGAAAGGAAAAAAAGGAUCUUUGGGGGCUUUUAUUGUUUUAUUGUUGUUUUUUAAAUAAUUAUGGCCUUAUUUGAAUGUUUAGAGGUUUCCCCCUCCCUCCCAGGUACAUAUCGUGUGGUACUAUUUUGCCUGCAUACAAAAGUUUAAAUUUUUUUCUGUGUGAAAUCUUCUGACUUAAACAUGCUGUGUAACUUAUGUAACUGUUAAAAAUAACAGUUUGGUUUAAUAAAUGGUAAAUGUUC